CUUGGCAAAUGGGACGGGAAGCUUUGGAAAUUGGCACUGGCAGCCCUGGCAUUUUCUCGGUAGCCUUGGGCAAGAUUCAAAGUUAGCAGCGACCUACGAUAGUGCGCUUUCUUGUUGGUUUGAGCGGUCCGACUGUCUGAAUAGGCGCUGCUCAGAAACCACAUCAGAAAGCUGUCAGGCGAUCUUUGAGCAGGGUGUCUCCAGCUGCGUGCGGCUAGGAUUUUACUUCAGAGAUUAUUUCCUUCUAUAAGGCUUGUAAAACCGCCUUUUCACACAUCAAGAAAUAGGAGUUGUUUUCUGCGGGCGCUCAAGUUUGGAGAAAACUCCUGCAUGCUGCAACGAUGCCGAAGACGCCUAGGACUCGAUCACGGGCCUCUCACAGUUCUCUCAGCACGCCAUAUGCCAAGAGGUCAAAGUCAGAUGUUGAGGAUACGGCAGGAAGCGUGGGCGGAAAGGCUGACGCAAUAGGCCUGGAUGAGACAGAGCUGUGGGAAGUAACUCGCUGCUGCAUCUGCCUGGAAAGCCCUCACAACGGGGUGCUCUUGCUCUGUGCCUCAUCAGAUCGUGGCUGUAGGCCCUAUGUUUGUGACACGUCAGCGAGGCACUCCAACUGCCUGGAUACUUACAAGAGGACAAUGACCGAGUGCGUCGAGGUGGAAGGGAAGGAGAGGGAGUUUCGUCUGCCAUGCCCGCUCUGUAGGGGAACAGUGACUGGGCAGAAGAUCAACAAGGGUGCACGUCACUACUGGAACCAGAAAGAGAGACCAUGCGCAAAGGAGUCAUGUAGUUUCAAGGCCAAGUACACCGCUCUUCGCAGGCAUGCUCGGAAGGACCAUCCCAAUGAUCGCCCCACAGAAGUAAAGCCGGAGCAAGCUCAAAGUUGGCAGCGGGCCGAGAGGGAGCGCGAGAUGCAGGAUGUGCUCAGUGCUGCUUUCAGCGGGCCAAAUGGGGAGCCCCAAAACGCGGAGCCGGAGUCAAGAGGGUGGACGGUGUACUUUUUAUUUCACAUGCUGGACGGCGAGAUUGGGGGGUUCAGUGUCGCGAGGCGGUUCGUGAUGGGGCCAGGCCCAGCUAGGAGAGCAUCACGGCAGCAAUUGUUGGAGAUGACGGCAAGUCCCGACAGCGAAUCAGAGGAUUACUCAGAGGACGAGGCUGAGCAACAGCCCGUUGCUCCGCCAACCCACCACUACUACACACGCAGCCGGCAAGAGGCCCCGCAGGAGACUCAGCCAACGGACAACUCUGGCGCAGGCACUGCUACAGUGCGUCAGCAGGGAGAGGCAACCGGAUCUGCAGGGCACCAGCCGGCAUACAGGACUCGGAGUGUCGGUCUUGGGGAGACCAGCCACCAAAACGGACUCGACGGCGCGGAGGAGACGGGUCUGCCUUUGUCAUGGAGAGGGGUUUCGGGUGCAGGGGGUGUUGGUGGCCGUCGGCUGCGACGCUUGGGGAGGUUCCGACUAGUUGAGGAGGUCAAUGCAGAAGCCGAAGAAUCUGAAGCUGCAGGGACGAGAUUGGGGUUAAGAAGCGACCAAGGAGGUGCAGGAAGUACAGGGGAUGAAAUGGAGGAGACGGCAGAUUAAUUCGAUGUUUUAGAAGGUGCUGGCGGUGCUCCUGGUCAAACAUAUUGUAACGGACAUAUGUUUCAGGAAUGUACAGAGUCUCCAAGGCAUGGUGAAUGAUAGGUAGUCCACUCCCCAGCUCUCAGAGCUUGUAGCAUCAGUGUAUCCUGUAUAGGUGAAUUGGUGAUGGCGAGAACGUGCAGCAUCCGUGCAGGUAUGCUCUCAAGCUAUUGUGCAAGGUCAUUGUAAGGCAAGGGUAGUGAAGUUCCAUACAUUGACAUUGGCUAUUUGAAUGUGUAUCAAACCGAGAAUAUUUGAGACGAAUGUGUUUGGCUCAGCAAUCAGGACUAGGUC
Molecule: messenger RNA, 1916 nt
Organism: Klebsormidium nitens
Lineage: Eukaryota; Viridiplantae; Streptophyta; Klebsormidiophyceae; Klebsormidiales; Klebsormidiaceae
Source: the annotation of a GenBank genome assembly